AAAUUAUAUUUAGUAUUAAAAGAUAAAACUAAUUAAAAUUUAAUACGACAUAAGUAAAACAGAUCAGUAAGACAGAACAAACUUAAUAGUAGAUUUAUUUCUACUAAAGGCAUGUAUUUUUUCGGAGGAAGGCCGGGCAUACAUCCCCCUCAAUAGUAGUUAAAUUAGUACACGACUUGUCCCUCCCCAGUAAAAGCUAAUAUCAGAAGACUUCUAUUUAAACAUUACCCAUAAAUACACCAAUAUAGAUGCAUUGAGAGAGGGUGCAAAUUGGUGGAUAAAAAUUCUCCGGAAUGCAGACAGAGAAAUGUUUAACCCUAAUUCUCUGAAGCGGACCCACCAGCUGAAUGUACACCUACCAAUCAACCAAAUGUGUCUUUACAGGUUUGGCAGAAAGGAACCAGUUGAUCAGUGAAGUUUUUUUAUUUUAUUUAUUUAUUUAUUUAUUUAUUUUUAGCUGAGAGGUAGUUAUAAAACAGUAGUUUUCAUACCUAUAUAUUUAUUGUAAAAUUUAGUUCACCAAUGCAUCAUUUGAUUAACUUCAGGCUCAACAUGUACAACUUUUAAAAAAAAAAGAAAGAAAAACAGCAGACUAUAAACUUGCUCCCUUGUUGUCUUGAAAGAUGUCAAGCUGUUUACACAAAAUGUACUCUGCACCUGUAUAUCUACAGAUUUGUGUGAUAUCAACCGAUUGUACAGCUCGCACCUACAUUAUACAGAUAAUUUCUUGCUAAAGAAAUAUAGUAACAGUCAUGUGACAAUCUACUAACUAACGUAUUUUUGUGAAUCACUUGAACGCAGCACCGCUGCUUACUAUGAGCGCCUUCAUCAUAUCGCGAUAGACACCAUCAGGCCACGGAGCUAACGUUGAGCAACAUGGCGGAAGAGGAGGUGGCCAAGCUGCAGAAGCACCUGGCCCUGCUCAGGCAGGAGUAUGUGAAGAUGCAGCAGAAGCUGGCCGACACUGAGAGGCGCUGUGCCGUGCUUGCUGCACAGGCCUCUGGACAGGGCUCUUCCAGCCCUGCAGCUGCAGACACCUUCAUCAGCCGUCUGUUGGAUAUCGUGGCUGACCUCUAUCAGCAGGAGCAGUACAGUGAUCUGAAAGUGAAAGUGGCAGGGGAGCAGCUUAAUGCCCACAAGUUUGUGCUGGCUGCUCGCAGUGAUGUCUGGAGUCUGGCCAACCUGGCUUCCACCUCUGAACUGGACCUAACAGAUUGCAAACCUGAGGUUGCCAUGGCAAUGUUACGGUGGGCAUACACAGAUGAGUUGGAACUCAGUGAGGAUGAUGCCUUUCUUAUCGACUUAAUGAAGCUGGCUAACCGCUUUCAGCUUCAGCUGCUCAGAGAGAGGUGUGAAAAAGGCGUGAUGUCCUCAGUGAAUGUCAGAAACUGCAUUCGCUUCUACCAAACAGCAGAGGAGCUAAAUGCCUCCACCCUAAUGAACUACUGUGGAGAGAUCAUAGCCAGUCACUGGGACGAUCUAAGGAAAGAAGAUUUUAGCACCAUGAGUGCCCAACUUCUGUACAAGAUGAUCAAAUCUAAAACAGAGUAUCCUCUCCACAAAGCCAUCAAGGUUGAGCGAGAAGAUGUGGUCUUUUUGUAUCUCAUUGAAAUGGACUCGCAGUUACCUGGAAAACUCAAUGAACUGGACAACAACGGUGACUUGGCACUGGACCUGGCACUCUCCCGCAAAUUGGAAAGUAUCGCCACUACUCUGGUUAACAACAAAGCUGAUGUGGACAUGGUGGACCAGAGUGGCUGGAGCCUCCUACAUAAGGCCAUCCAAAGAGGUGAUGAGUUUGCCUCCAUCUUCCUGAUUCGUCACUCAGCUCAAGUGAAUGCGGCCACUGUGGGGGCGGUAGAAACCCCACUUCACUUGGUCUGUUCUUUCAGUCCCAAGAAACACUCAGUGGAGGUGAUGAGUGGCAUGGCACGAAUCGCAGAGGCCCUGCUCAAGACUGGAGCCAACCCCAACAUGCAGAACAGCAAGGGCAGAACUCCUAUGCAUGAAGCUGUGGCAUCAGGGAAUGAGCCAGUGUUCAACCAGCUUCUACAGUGCAAACAACUUGAUCUGGAACUAAAGGACCAUGAGGGUAGCACAGCUCUGUGGCUCGCACUGCAGUACAUUACCAUGUCUUCAGACACCUCUGUAAACCCAUUUGAAGAUGAUGCACCAGUAGUGAAUGGCACCUCGUUUGAUGAAAAUAGCUUUGCAGCCCAGCUUAUCCAGAGGGGAAGCAAUCCUGAUGCACCUGACACUAACACAGAAAACUGUCUCAUGCAGAGAGCAGCUCGGGCAGGUAAUGAGGCCGCUGCUCUUUUCCUCGCCACUCACGGGGCAAAGGUCAACCAUGUUAACAAAUGGGGUGAAAGCCCACUUCAUACAGCAUGUCACUGUGGCCUGGCAAGCUUGACAGCUGAGCUGCUCCAGCAAGGGGCCAACCCCAACCUGCAGACCCAGAAGGCUCUCCCUGACGACACCCCUGGUGUGGCUAUGCAGACUCCCCUCCACAUGGCCAUUGCUCAUAACCACCCAGAUGUGGUCUCUGUCAUCCUGGAGCAAAAAGCCAAUGCACUUCAUGCCACCAACAACUUCCAGAUCAUUCCAGACUUCAGUCUCAAAGACUCAAUGGACCAAACUGUCCUGGGCUUGGCCCUCUGGACAGGUAUGCACACCAUAGCAGCUCAGCUGCUGGGCUCAGGGGCUUCUAUCAAUGAUACUAUGUCCAAUGGACAAACCCUGCUUCACAUGGCCAUCCAACGACAGGACAGCAAGAGUGCUCUCUUCCUUCUUGAACAUCAGGCAGACAUCAAUGUUAGGACCCAAGAGGGACAAACAGCACUGCAGUUGGCUAUCAGUAACCAGCUGCCACUGGUGGUGGAUGCCAUUUGCACAAGAGGAGCUGAUAUGUCUGUGGUGGAUGACAAAGGGGAUCCUCCACUGUGGCUGGCUCUUGAGAAUGGCCUGGAAGAUAUUGCAUCCACACUGGUCCGCCAUGGCUGUGAUGCAACUUGUUGGAGUACAGGGCCCUCUGGCUGCCAACAGACGCUCCUGCACCGAGCUGUUGAUGAGAAUAAUGAGGUUUCUGCCUGCUUCCUCAUCCGCAGUGGAUGUGAUGUGAACAGCCCCAGGCAGCCUGGCCCUAAUGGGGAAGGAGAUGAAGAAGCCCGAGAUGGACAAACGCCCCUCCAUCUAGCAAGCAGCUGGGGACUGGAGGAGGUGGUGCAGUGCCUUCUAGAGUUUGGAGCGAAUGUUAAUGCACAGGAUGCAGAGGGCAGAGCUCCCAUCCAUGCUGCCAUUAGCAACCAGCACAACGUCAUUAUACAGCUUCUCAUUUCACAUCCAGACAUUCGUCUCAACCUUCGUGACCGUCAAGGAAUGACCCCCUUUGCCUGUGCCAUGACGCACAAGAACAAUAAGGCAGCAGAGGCUAUCCUCAAGAGGGAGCCAGGUGCUGCUGAACAGGUGGACAACAAAGGGCGUAAUUUUCUCCACGUGGCUGUGCAAAAUUCAGACAUCGAAAGUGUCUUGUUUCUCAUCAGUGUCCAAGCUAAUGUGAACUCCAGGGUUCAAGAUGCAGCCAAGCUCACCCCUCUCCACCUGGCUGUCCAGGCUGGAUCAGAGAUCAUUGUCCGCAAUCUGCUGCUUGCCGGAGCCAAAGUAAAUGAGCUGACCAAACACAGGCAGACAGCACUACAUUUGGCUGCCCAGCAGGAUCUGGCCACUAUUUGUUCUGUGCUGCUGGAGAACGGAGUUGAUUUUGCUGCUGAGGAUGAGAAUGGCAAUAAUGCUCUGCAUCUGGCUGUGAUGCAGGGCCGCCUUAACAAUGUCAGAACCCUUCUCACAGAGUCCAACAUUGAUGCUGAGGCCUUCAAUCUCAGGGGUCAGUCACCAAUGCAUGUACUAGGCCAUUAUGGCAAAGAGAAUGCUGCUGCCAUUUUUGAGUUGUUCCUUGAGUGUAUGCCUGAAUACCCUCUGGACAAACCAGACAACGAAGGGAACACGGUUCUACUCCUGGCCUAUAUGAAAGGAAACGCAAACUUGUGCCGUGCCAUUGUGAGGGCUGGGGCUCGACUGGGUGUCAAUAAUAAUCAGGGCAUUAACAUUUUCAACUACCAAGUUGCAACCAAACAGUUGCUCUUCCGCCUUCUAGAUAUGCUGUCCAAAGAGCCCCCUUGGUGUGAUGGAUCCAACUGCUAUGAAUGUGCUGCCAAGUUUGGUGUUACAACACGGAAACAUCACUGCCGCCACUGUGGGCGCCUGUUGUGCCACAAGUGCUCUAUAAAGGAGAUACCUAUCAUCAAGUUUGACUUGAACAAGCCGGUGAGAGUGUGUGACAUCUGCUUUGAUGUACUAACUCUGGGCGGAGUGUCAUAAUGCUGUGGCCUGGAUAUCUUCCACCUUCUGGCUCUGACCAUGCCAGGCCCGACAUGGCACAGUUAUUCAGGCAUACCAGAAGAAGGGACAUCAGUAGCAGGACAUACUAACAGGAGAUUCCCAGACAUUUAUGGACCAUCACCUUUAUACUAUUCCAGUCUAUGAAAAACUAUUAAUGUUCUAGAGGGACAUUUCAAAUAGAAAGUGAAACAUU
Molecule: messenger RNA, 4591 nt
Organism: Amphiprion ocellaris (clown anemonefish)
Lineage: Eukaryota; Metazoa; Chordata; Actinopteri; Pomacentridae
Gene: ankfy1
Product: ankyrin repeat and FYVE domain containing 1
Exons: 25
Coding region: 877-4377 (1166 amino acids)
Molecular function (GO): protein binding; metal ion binding
Source: RefSeq, a predicted model, not a curated record